Molecule: messenger RNA, 1537 nt
Organism: Aspergillus steynii IBT 23096
Lineage: Eukaryota; Fungi; Ascomycota; Eurotiomycetes; Eurotiales; Aspergillaceae
Exons: 3
Coding region: 173-1384 (403 amino acids)
Source: RefSeq, a predicted model, not a curated record
CACAUUCUCAGACUGGAGACGAGAGAGCCUUGCGUUAUCGACGCUAGCACAGCCCGGUCGGAUUGAACCCCUCCACACGAGGCUGAAAUCCCGAGUCUGCCUAUAUUUCAACCGCCACGAUGAUUCCUCCCCAUCUGACAUCUCUCGCCCACCACUCUCGACACCAGGGGCGAUGGAGGGAGCCAGCGCUGCAAUCACCUUCAUCCAACUCGGCCUGAGCCUAGCGACGACCCUGAACACCUACAUCGCCGAUGUGCGCCAUGGUCGCGAUGACGUCGCCAACCUGGCCAACGAGAUCGAAGCGACCGUCUCGCAUGCGCAGGAACUCGACAAACUCAUCCAGGAGAACAAACUGACCGAGCGAUGGAGCGACCACGGUGCUUUCCUCGCGCAGAAGUGCCUAACGGAUUGUCACGAUGUCAUCAAGAGGCUGGCGACUCUGCUGCGUCGAUCGGGUGGCACCGCGCCGGGGAUGCCGGUGCUCAACGGCGCCGACGAGGUCGAGUCGAGUGAUACCAAAUCGCUGAUUUCAAGGACGGAUAUCGACAUGUCGAAUUUCAAUCGUCUGUAUUGGCCGAUGCUGAAGCCCCAGCUGCAGUAUCUGAAGCAGGAGUUGCAGAAGAUAAAGAUCGAGAUCUUGCUGGCGGUGAAUACGUACCAGGUGAACGCGACCCCCAAGGCCGAUGAACGAAAAGCCAUCGCCGAACGAAUCGUCGCGCUCUGGCGAUCGCGUACCGUCGCCCGUCGCCAGCUGGUUGUUUACGGACGUGAGCUGGAGACACCCUACGAAGAUUAUUAUCGCCCAUACACUCGUGGACCAAGGCGGUACGAUGACAGAGAGAGGGAGAGAGGGAUCACAGAGCCAGACCCCGGUCCAAAUGACGGACCGCGCGAUCAGGACAGAGGGUAUCCUCCAGCUUCACCUCCCCGUUCACCCCCGCGGUAUUCUCGUCGUCAACGAUCGCCGGUUAUUAUUCGUGAACAGACACCCCGGCGCGACUCAGACGACUAUGAUUUCAGAUAUUUCCCUCGUCCAGAAAGAAACGGGCUCCCAUUUGCGCCCGAUUUAGAUGACGCACCCGAGAAGUCCCGAGGACGGCAGAUCAUCGACUACAUGUUAGGAUUUGUCCUGGCGCCUGGCGAAGAUGCAGUGGGGACGAGGCAGAAAUUGAAUCAUGUGUGGGACUCGUAUAAGCACAAUCCAGCGGCGUUGAGGAGUCACGGCAGUUCCCCCGAAGCCAGCGAAUGCGAAUGCCCUUCCUCUCGCUCUCAGAGACCCCGAAUCGCCAACCGGCGCGGCAUUUACCUGGUCUCUGCUCAUCUCGAACAGAUCCCCCGAGCUCACCGUGGAACCCUUCAACUAUCCGCUCGAGCUCCUAUCUAAACGUCUGUUCAAGGAGGAGCGAAAAGCCAGAAAGUCUGGCCCGCCAGGUCUUCAAGCCUAUAACACCAUCUCGACCCUGCCCAAACGCUACCAAACCAUGAUUACCAGAUGGCUUCAGCCGAUGGGCCUGGCUCCCUUCCACUGGGAACUGCU